UUUUACACAAUGGAUUACGGAAAAUCAGGAUCUGGAUAUAUGAAUACUUCUUUUGACGGUUCCAACAAGACUUCCUCUGGUUUUACCAGAAAACCAAUGGGAGAACAAACAUUGAGACCCUUGACUGUCAAGCAAAUCAAAGGCUGUAGUAUACCUCAAGACGAUCUUUACAGAAUUGAUGAAGCCGACGUAACCCAGGUUACCAUUGUCGGUGUCAUUAGAUCUGUUCAAGAAUUAGCCACCAACUACAUUUACAUGGUUGAGGACGGUACUGGUGCUAUUGAAGUUAAAAAAUGGGUUGAACAAAGCGAAACACCUGAAGAAUCUGAAGCACGUCGAUUAUUAUUGCCUGACACUUAUGUGCGUGUCAACGGAAGACUCAAUAGUUUCAGUGGCCGUAUUUCAGUAUCAGGUCAUUUCAUUCGCCCUAUUACUGACUUUAACGAGGUUACAUACCAUUUUCUCGAUACCAUCCAUAUACAUUUAACUUUUGUUAAGCCCAACGGAGGUACCGCUAUGGAAAUUGAUAGUGCUCCAAAGUCUGUGAAUACGGCAGUCAGUGAUUUUAUUCAAAAGUACGAUCCCGAUAGUCAAGGUUGUACUGCGGAACAAAUCAUCUACAAGUUCAAAGGCGUCUAUAGUGAACAGGAAAUCAGAAAUGCCAUUGAGUAUCUCGAAAAUGAAGGUCAAUGCUAUACAACUGACAACAAUGAGCAUAUCAAAUCAUGUUAUCCUUAGAUUGAGAAAUUGAAAAAUAAAAAAUAGGAGACUUUAUUUUUUUUUUU
Messenger RNA from Mucor mucedo, 785 nucleotides. RefSeq lists its product as uncharacterized. The transcript is spliced from 5 exons. Gene Ontology annotation, biological process: DNA replication; DNA recombination; DNA repair. NCBI's taxonomy places the organism in Eukaryota, Fungi, Mucoromycota, Mucoromycetes, Mucorales, Mucoraceae. Gene Ontology annotation, cellular component: nucleus. The coding region runs from base 10 to 738 and encodes 242 amino acids. The record is from RefSeq and is a predicted model, not a curated record. Gene Ontology annotation, molecular function: DNA binding.